This is a messenger RNA of Cryptococcus wingfieldii CBS 7118, 1671 nucleotides long. RefSeq lists its product as hypothetical. The record is from RefSeq and is a predicted model, not a curated record. The transcript is spliced from 3 exons. Bases 1 to 1671 code for a protein of 556 amino acids. Gene Ontology annotation, biological process: regulation of DNA-templated transcription. Gene Ontology annotation, molecular function: DNA-binding transcription factor activity, RNA polymerase II-specific; zinc ion binding. Lineage: Eukaryota; Fungi; Basidiomycota; Tremellomycetes; Tremellales; Cryptococcaceae.
AUGAACGAGGACCAGCAGGCAGACAACGACGCACUCGCAUCUGCCGUCGCCGCCGCAGAGGCUGCAGAGGCCCAUCAGCUCAGCCUCGAGCACCCGCACCACUUUCAUCAUACCCUCCAGCAGCCCGACUUUGGCCAGCACAAGGAUGGGGACGAGCAUGAGCUGGGCGUGCAUGGGCUGAGUAUACCGACGGUGGAUGAUCACCACCAGCAUCAUCUUGAUCAGCAUGGGGAGCUGGACCUGCAGAACCUCGGGGGGAUGGGCACGCCGGGGGAUAUGGGCGGGCUGGAUAUGGGCGAUAUGGAGCAGCAGCAUGAAGUGUAUUCUUCCGGCAGACCGCCCAGUAUUCGAAAGGCGUGUGAUUUGUGCCAUGCGGCGAAACAAAAAUGUUCAGGCGACCGCCCCUCAUGUACGCGCUGCUCCGCCGGCGGCUGGCCCUGCAACUACGCCCCCCGCCAGCGCCGCCGUACCGUCCCCAAAGACCAAAAGCACCACCACCACCACCAGCACACCCACCACGCCGCGGCGCACAUUCAUCAUGCGAUGGACAUGCAGCAGCACCAGCCGAUGCCGCAGAGCAAGAAACGCAAGCUGACGCGAGAUGCGAUCCCGAGCUUUGGAGGGGAUGGGAUGGAUAUGAAGAUGGCGAUGGGGAUUGCGAUGGAUAUGGGGAUGGGGGUGGAGGAGGAGAAUGAAGAGUUGCAGACCAUGACGGAUGAGCAAAUGCUCGAGAGCAUUGCGAUCGAUGGAUACCUGUCCGACCUCCCGCUCGGCAGUUUCGUACACAACCUCCCCUACUCUACCUCCCCCGACCACGUCUUUCCCGACGACUUCCCCUCGGCCUCCUCCGACCCCUUCCCCACCGCAGACAUGGACCAACACACCACCUCCGCCCUGCGUGACGCCAUCUUCUCCCUCAACGAGUCUUCUGCCGCCGGUACAGGCCAAGAAGGCGAAGGCAACGGCGAGCACGGCGAAUCCGGCGAGACCGGUGAAGGCGAGCAGCUGGAUCCGCACCUCGCCCUGCUGGACCUGUCGAAUAUGAAUGGCGAAAACGAAGCUGCCGAGGGGCACGAUCCCACUUCCGGCCUCAACCUCGGCGACUUUUCUCCCCAGGGAUGUAAUCACCGUCAACUCGUACCCCACAUUCUCUCCCUCCUCACCCAACACACGCUCGACCCGAAACAGGGCUCGAAUACGCCGUUGACGCUGGCGGUGUUUGCGCCUUUGGCACGGUCGUUGCGGUUGUUCAACUCGCUUUCCAUUUGUCCCACCUGCCUCUCUUCUCCCAGGGAAACGCUCCCCCAACUAAGCCUCCUCUCCCGCACCACAACCCUCCUCACAUUCCCCCACCCCCCGAUCCCCUCUUCCUCCCUCGGCUCCUCCGCCCAAAUCACGAUCCACGGCGCCCGCAUAUCCGGCACCGGCCUCUCUGAAGCGAUCGAGCAGCACAUUGUCGGCGUCGUCUGGGACUCGUGGAGGGCGAGUGUGAGGGAGGUCUUUCAUGCGCUGGAUAAGAAGGCGCAGGAGGUGAUCACGGCGAGUGCGCAUGCGGCGAUGCAUCCCGGGGAGGGACAGGCGGUGGGGAGUUUGGAGAAGCAGAGGGCGGGGUUGAUUUUUCAGGCGGUUUCGAGGUUGGUCACUGCUAUGGAUGAGGUGGAGGGGAAUUAG